Plasmodium malariae is the source of this 915-nucleotide messenger RNA. RefSeq names its product PIR protein. Bases 1 to 915 code for a protein of 304 amino acids. The record is from RefSeq and is a predicted model, not a curated record. The transcript is spliced from 3 exons. Lineage: Eukaryota; Apicomplexa; Aconoidasida; Haemosporida; Plasmodiidae.
AUGGCAACUUACACUACAGAAGAAAACGAGAAUACUGUGACAUUAUAUCUUAAAUAUAAAAGUGAAUUUGAAACAGCUAUCGAAGAUACUCGGAAUGUAAAGGGUAAAGAAAAUCCUGGAGUGAAAUGUGGUCGAAUGCAGGGAAAUUAUCCUGAUUUUACUACACCAUGCCAAGAGGUUGGUAGAUAUUUAAUUGAAAUAAAGGAAAACUAUGAAUCCGAUAGCAUCAAACGUUGUAAAUACUUAAAUUAUAGGAUAAAUUCAGAUGAUAAUUAUAAUAAGAAUUUUAAAUGGUUUCAGGGAUAUAGAGAAUUUUCGUCCAAAACAGAAAAUAUAUGCAAGAACGAAAUAAUAAAUAUUAAUUCUGAAAUUUUAAAAAACCUUAAAACACUAUAUAGUUAUUAUGAAGAUUUUGAAAAUUAUAAUGGUACAAUUGAUACUUCUACUAGUAGUACUUGUAAUAAAAUUGAAGAAUGUUACCAAUUUUAUAUCCAACAUUACAAAGAAUGUCAAAAAAAAAGUAAUGACGCUUUUUGUGAGGAGUUAAUAAAUUUUAAGAAUGCAUAUGAUGAAAAAAUGAAUAAAUUAACUCCAUGCAAUGGUUUACCACACACGUUACCACAACUAGAACAAACUUCAGCACAAAUAUUACCACCUAAAGAAGAAGAUUACUUAUUUGUUCCCAUUUUAACAACAGCUAUCGUAUUACUAAUGUCUUUCACUAUAUUUUUUUUAUAUAAGUUUACACCACUGAAAUCUUGGACAUAUAAUCGUUUACGAAAAAAAAAAAUUAUUGAACUUAACAAAUUUCAAGAAGAAUCGAGAGAAUCCCUACAAAACCUUCAUGAAGAAGUAAAUAGAAAUUAUGAAGGAAGUUCUCAUAAUAUAUCCUAUCAAUCUCAAGGACACACUUGA